AUUUUCCCUCCAUAACACAGACCUCUCCCUCCACACAAAAAAUUCACAACUCCAUUUUUGCAGCUUUAAUUUACAGAACUAAAAAAAAUACAAAUUCUUCGAUUCAAUUUUUGCCUCACUCCAUUUUCACAUUGAAAAAAAACAAGCAAGCAAAUGUCUAGCGAUCAAGACGACCUAGACCUACUUCUUUCUCUCCAAGAUCGAGUCUUGGAAACCCCUCCCGGUUCUCCUUCUAAUCCCCAUCCCACUUCAUCCGGACUUUUGUCUGAUGAUGAGGAGUUAACUAGGAGAAGAGGGCAAGCAGAUUUAUCUGUGUUUAAAGAUGCCGUUAAGGAUUGCCUUAUUCAAGACACAAAACCUGUUGUGAAAGCUGAGAAAUUUAAACAGUCUAAGAGCUCGAAUGAAGUGAAUGUGGAGAAAUAUUCUGGUUUAAGGAUAAGGAAUCAGUCGGUUAGUCCCACAGAGCUCAGUGAGCGUUUCUCGGAUAUUCGUUUUGUCCGCUUACAAGCUAUUAAAAAUGCAUUGGUUGGAGACAGUAUUUCUGGAUGCUGGGCAACUGUUGGAGUAGUAACCGAGAAGGGAAAUCCAAGGACUAGUUCUGUUGGGAAAAGCUACUCGAUAUGGAAAAUUGGAUGUUUAGAUGAAAACACAAUCUCUCUUUUCUUGUUUGGUGAUGCUUUUCAGAAAAACUGUGACGAGCAGGCAGGAACAGUUUUUGCACUAUUUAAUUGUACAGUACGCAAAGACAAUACGGGAGGUUAUUCUUUGAGUGUAUAUUCUUCAAAUCAAAUCUUAAAGAUGGGUACUUCUAUCGACUAUGGAGUUUGCAAAGGAAAGAGGAAGGAUGGAAUGGCAUGUCCAGCAGUCAUAAAUAAACGUCAAGGGAUAUACUGCAAAUUUCAUAGAUCAAAAGCAUCAGAGAUAUUUUCUACAACACGAACUGAGCUCAAGGGAGGGAGCUUUAGGUCAUCGUUUAGGGAUCCUCUCAAGGCACAAGGCAUUCACAUAGUCGACCCUGCGGAUAGAACAAGCAUUAAAAAGGGUAAACAGCCGGUGAAAUUACUAUCUGUACAAGCACUUAAGGAUGCCUUGAGCAACGCAGACAAAGUGACAACAAACACUUUCUCUCAGGGAAUCAGAUUUCUCAAUGAAAUAACAGGGAAAAUGAAACAAAAGAAUGGAAAUAAAGUGUCAGCAACAGCAAGUCAAGGAACAACUAACUUAGACAAGAGGAAAUUGGAUCCAACUAUAGGUUUGAGAAAUAAAGCAGAGGCAAAAAGACCUAAAACAAAUCAAGGGCAAGCUUCAUCAGAGAAGACCGAACCGUGGUCAAUGGGGAAGAUGAUUGAAUUAGAUAUUUAUGCUUCUGAUGAAGACUUAUGAAUAUGAAUAUUAUGCUCUGCUUUGGUCCUCUUCUUUUUAGUUCCAUUAGGUACUAGAUUUGCAUGGAAACUUGUCGAGUCUUAGGUUUCGGUGUUUCAUUUCCGUUUCUGAAAACGCUUUUGAAACACUGAAACCUUAUUGUUUUUCUGUUUCCAUGCAACAUAGCAUCCAGGUCAGCCUAAGCAAUCCAGAAAUGUUAAAACUUGUGGAUGGAAAAGUCUCACAUUUUGGUGAGUGAUGUGAGAAGCAAGAAAUUGUUAAACUUGUUUUCCGUGACUUUGCUUCUCUAGGAAUAUAGGGGACCAGUUCACUAGUGUAGGUGGUCCUUGAAAGUAACUAAUCUGUAACAGAUGAAGGAUUUAAUGAGAUUCAGUUACUAGGUUUUGAGAA
Messenger RNA from Mercurialis annua (annual mercury), 1773 nucleotides. RefSeq lists its product as uncharacterized. Lineage: Eukaryota; Viridiplantae; Streptophyta; Magnoliopsida; Malpighiales; Euphorbiaceae. The coding region runs from base 154 to 1383 and encodes 409 amino acids. Gene Ontology annotation, molecular function: DNA replication origin binding; single-stranded DNA binding. The record is from RefSeq and is a predicted model, not a curated record. Gene Ontology annotation, biological process: DNA replication initiation; DNA replication. Gene Ontology annotation, cellular component: nucleus; replication fork protection complex. The transcript is spliced from 11 exons.